CCGCACUGUAGAUAACCCGGAAAUACAUUUAAUGACCUCGUCCCAUCAUCGGCUGACUUUCACGUUUACGCAGUGGUCUUCUUCUUUUUAAAUCUUUCUGAUUUUGUUAUUUGCUAUAUUAAAAGGCGAGGUCAAAGGAAAAAAGCUGUGAAGGCAACAGCGAUACUAUUAGCACCAUUUAAGUAGAAAUAAUUCACCACCAUGUUUCUCACCCUCGCCCUGCUGAGGAAAGGCAUCCCUGGGAAGCAGUGGAUUGGAAAGUAUCGGCGCCCGCGACAAAUUACCUGGCAGAUGAAACGCAACACGCUGAAGCAUCUGGAGCGUGAGGCUGAAAACGAAUACUGGAUCAGCCGGCCCUACAUGACCGUGGAGCAGGAGUACCGUCACGCCGCCGAGCGCCGAGCUCAGAACUGGCUCAAGAUCAAAGAGUCCAAAUUUGCCAAUUUCCCUGAACACAAGCACAUCACAGAUCACCUGAGUCAUCUCAGAAUCACCAAGACGUGGUCAAGUUAAUGCGAGCAGAGAAACGUCAAGCAAAGACUGACAAUGUAACAUGUUGAUGUGUGCAGGAAAGCUCUGUUUUGUUGUGUGAAUUAUGAAUUAUGAAUUUGAAGCAGAACUUUCUUUGUGAGCUGAAAAGCUACUGAGAGAAGUCGUCAAUGAAGUCCACUGUUUCAACAUUUCUGUAAAUUGUGAUUUCUGUAUCACAGAUUGCAUCCACACUGCAACAGGACUGUAACUGCUUCACAUUCAGUGCUUCUCCUUUGGAUAAAAUCUCCUUAAGAUUUUUUCUGGCUUAUUAUAGUGCUCAUUAAGAAAAUGCACUUUUAAGUUGAGAAAAACAGGUUUCCCACUGGUUAUAAAUUCUCUCUAAUUAUACAAACCGCUGAAGUGUAGUCUGUGAUGAAAGUGUCAGAGGAAUAAUAUGAAGUGUCUGGAGAGGAAGGGACAAAAUUAUGUAAUUUCACAAAGGGUUAAUUUCACUGUAAUGUGGCUGAAUGCAUUCUGCUGUGACAGUCAGUGAGCCCAGAUGUAUCUCCACUUGAAGUGUUUAAUCCCUUUGAACCUCUGAAGUUAGAAAAACCGCAAAGGAAUACAUUGUUAAGGUUCAUUAAAGGAUUCUCAGUUUAA
Scatophagus argus is the source of this 1131-nucleotide messenger RNA. It is a transcript of the gene mrpl57, whose product is annotated as mitochondrial ribosomal protein L57. Bases 202 to 513 code for a protein of 103 amino acids. The transcript has 3 exons. Gene Ontology annotation, biological process: mitochondrial translation. The record is from RefSeq and is a predicted model, not a curated record. Gene Ontology annotation, cellular component: mitochondrial ribosome. Gene Ontology annotation, molecular function: structural constituent of ribosome. NCBI's taxonomy places the organism in Eukaryota, Metazoa, Chordata, Actinopteri, Scatophagidae.